AUGACUGAACCAACUGUUGAUUAUUCUGAAAGGUUAAAACCUUACAGUGACAAUGUUUCUCCGUCGUCCAUAGAGGAACGUAAAUUGAAUUAUUUAGUGAAUAAUUUAAAUGAGAGUCAAAAGAAAGAAUUGAAACAGAAGGAUCUGAACAAUACUGAGAAGAGACUAAAAGAAUUAUUGUCCAUUAGUCCUUUAUUUAGACAUUUUAUAGAAAACAAAGCUAAUGAGGAUGCCACUUUUAAAUCUAUCUUAGAUGAUUUGGAUAAAAAGAAUGAUGCAGUAACUACCCAGAGGAAGAGAAAGACUGAAAGAGAAGAAGAUGCUGAAUUGUUAAAGGAAGAAGAGGAUGAAGAAAAUGAUGAAGAUAAUAUUGAAUUUGAAUUCAGAGAUUCUCCAGGUUAUAUCAAUGGUCAGCUGAGACCAUAUCAAAUUCAAGGUCUAAAUUGGUUGAUUUCCUUACAUAACAAUGGCCUUUCUGGUAUUUUAGCAGAUGAAAUGGGUCUUGGUAAGACUUUACAAACUAUAUCCUUCCUAGGCUACUUACGUUAUAUCAAAAAUAUUUCCGGUCCAUUCUUAGUUAUUGCACCAAAAUCCACCUUAAACAAUUGGUUAAGAGAAAUUAAUAAAUGGACUCCAGAGGUUAACGCUCUUAUUUUACAAGGUGACAAGGAAGAAAGAGCUAAUUUGAUUAAAAAUAAAAUAAUGCAAUGUGAUUUCGAUAUAGUUAUUGCAUCUUAUGAAAUUAUUAUCAGAGAAAAGGCUACAUUCAGAAAAUUUGGCUGGGAAUAUCUUGUAAUCGACGAAGCUCAUAGAAUAAAAAAUGAAGAAUCAAUGUUAUCACAAGUUCUUAGAGAAUUCAGAUCAAGAAAUAGACUAUUAAUUACAGGUACACCUCUACAAAAUAAUCUACAUGAAUUAUGGGCUUUGUUGAAUUUCUUAUUACCUGAUAUAUUUUCUAGUUCUCAAGAUUUUGAUAGUUGGUUUUCGUCUGAAUCAACAAAUGAUGAUAAUCAAGAUCAAAUUGUUAAACAAUUACAUACCGUUCUGAAACCAUUUUUAUUGCGUCGUAUAAAAAAUGAUGUUGAAACUUCACUAUUACCAAAACAAGAAUUGAACGUUUACGUCGGUAUGUCUUCUAUGCAAAAGAAAUGGUAUAGACAAAUUCUUGAAAAAGAUAUAGAUGCUGUGAAUGGUACUAAUGCCACUGAAUCCAAGACAAGAUUGUUGAAUAUUGUCAUGCAAUUGAGGAAAUGUUGUAACCAUCCAUAUCUAUUUGAUGGUGCAGAACCAGGCCCUCCUUACACAACUGAUGAACAUUUGGUUUAUAACUCUGCGAAGUUAAAAGUCUUGGAUAGACUGUUGAAAAAAUUAAAAUCGCAAGGUUCUAGAGUCUUAAUCUUUAGUCAAAUGUCCCGUUUAUUGGAUAUUUUAGAAGAUUAUUGCUUCUUCAGAGAUUACAAGUAUUGUAGAAUAGAUGGUUCAACUGAUCAUGAAGAUAGAAUUAAGGCUAUUGAUGAUUAUAAUGCCCCCGAUUCUGAUAAAUUUCUUUUCUUACUAACUACCCGUGCUGGUGGUUUAGGUAUCAAUCUGACAUCUGCCGAUACCGUUGUCUUGUUCGACUCUGAUUGGAAUCCACAAGCAGAUUUGCAAGCAAUGGAUAGAGCUCAUCGUAUUGGCCAAAAAAAGCAAGUUAGAGUAUUUAGAUUCGUCACUAACAACUCUGUAGAAGAGAAAAUCAUCGAAAGAGCAACCCAAAAACUAAGGUUAGAUAAAUUAGUCAUCCAACAAAAUAGAACAGUUUCUAGUAAGAAGAAAGAAAAUAAAAAUGAUUCUAAGGAUGCUUUGUUAUCUAUGAUUCAGCAUGGUGCUGCUGAUGUCUUUACCAGUAAUAGCAAUACUCCAAGUGUGAGUGGAACACCAGAACCAAAUUUAACUUCAAAUGGAACUGCAACCGCGGGAAACGUGGAUCCUGAUCCAGAAGUUGAUUUAGAUGCAAUUCUAUCAUUAUCUGAAAACAAAACUCAAUCUUUGAACAAAAAAUAUGAUUCUCUUGGUCUAGAUGAUUUACAAAAGGUCAACCAAGAAUCUGCAUAUGAAUGGGAUGGCCAGAAUUUCAAAAAACAAAAUGUAGAGAAACAAGUCAUCGAUCCGCUAUGGCUAAUUACCAACACAUCCAGAAAGCGUGAACGUAAAGAAAAUUACUCUGUAGAUAAUUACUAUAAGGAUAUUCUUUAUACAAAGAAGGCUCCAACUCCAUUACAACCAAGAAUGCCUAAACCUCAUGUAUUUAGUUCUCAUCAAAUGCAACGUCAAGAAUUGAAAAAUUUAUAUGAAAGGGAAAGAAUGUACAUUGCCAAAAAGACAAAAUAUGUUCCAACUCUUGAUGAUGUUAAGGCAACUUAUGGUGAAGACUUACCAAUAGAGGAACAAAAACUAAAACUUAAAGAAUUAAAGAAAACAAUAGCCGAUGCUGAGCCACUAACCGAAGAAGAGGAAACACAAAAGAUAGAAUGGGAGAAAGAAGGUUUUAGUAAUUGGAAUAAGAUUGAUUUUAGAAAAUUCAUAUCUUUGUCUGGUAAAUAUGGAAGAAAUUCUAUACAGGCCAUUGCUAUGGAAAUGGAAGGUAAUAAAACUCUAGAAGAAGUACGAGCAUACGCCAAAGCAUUUUGGGCAAAUUAUAAGACGAUUGAGGGUUAUGAAAAAUUAAUAAAGAACAUCGAAGAAGAUGAAGCAAAGUUGAGACAUUUAAAGUAUCAAGAAAAAUUACUUACACGUAAACUGGCUGAAUGCACACACCCAUUUUUUGAUUUUAAAUUAAAAUACCCACCUUCCACUAAUAAUAAGAGAGUCUUCUCCGAGGAAGAAGAUAGAUUCUUAUUAAUAACACUGGCAAAAUACGGACUGCAAAGAAAUGAUAUAUAUGAAGUUAUUAGAGAUGAAAUUCGUGAUUGCCCAAUGUUUGAAUUCAACUUCUUCUUUUCAAGUAGGACACCAUUGGAGAUUAGUAGAAGAAUAUAUACUCUUUUACAAUGUUUAGAAAAGGAAGCCAAUCAACCUUCCAAGGACGAAAAGAACGUUGAUGGUAAGAAAAAGAACGAUAAGGUUUCGAAAACAAAGGUAUCUGACACUAAAGAAAUCUCAUCAGCUGAAUCUAAGGAAGUCAAAGCAGAAAAUAUAAAAAAUGAUGUCAAUGAAAAGAAGAGAUCAAGGGAAAAUAGUGUCGACAUAACUGUAAAGGAUGAAUCUGCGAAGGAUGAGUCUGAUUUAAAGAAGCCAAAAAUUGAGACCUAA
This is a messenger RNA of Maudiozyma saulgeensis, 3291 nucleotides long. NCBI's taxonomy places the organism in Eukaryota, Fungi, Ascomycota, Saccharomycetes, Saccharomycetales, Saccharomycetaceae. The record is from the annotation of a GenBank genome assembly.